AUGGAGCACGCGCACGCGGGUCCUGGGCCCCGCAUCAGUUUGUUUCUCUCCAUAGCCCCGGGGACGAAAGCAACAUACGGCGCUUUGCAAUACCGUCCUCUCCAUCUGAGUACGCCGUGCCAAAUCAACGUCAGGUCUCACCCCCAGGAUGAAGAGGAGGAGGAAAAUUUCAGGAGUGGACUCCAUCUGAGUGGCACCAAACAAAACCAUCAAAGUCACAGUCUGAGCUGCGAGGCCCAUUUUGACUGGCUGCCAAUGUCGUCAGUGAGGCAUUUGCCAUUUGGCGAUGGCAACAAGACGACGCUGAAGGGGCGAAUUCUCACCAAAGUCUGCCCACCCAUGUUCCACGCGCUGGUGCAUGUCUGUGUCUUUGAUCACGAGACCCAUCCCACAGACUCUGCAACUUCUUCCAUACGCGAGGAUUGCCUCUCAUCAGCUUACCCACAAACCACGGCAGGUGUGUGCGACGUGAACCGCACAGCUGGAAAUUAUCGGGACACCCAACUACCGAUAUUUGGCGAGUUUCUGGGUCUCAAUUAG
Molecule: messenger RNA, 540 nt
Organism: Colletotrichum tamarilloi
Lineage: Eukaryota; Fungi; Ascomycota; Sordariomycetes; Glomerellales; Glomerellaceae
Exons: 1
Coding region: 1-540 (179 amino acids)
Source: RefSeq, a predicted model, not a curated record